GAGCGAGGCGGCAACAACUCCUUCACCCAUGAAGCCCUCACGCUUAAGUACAAACUGGACAACCAGUUCGAGCUGGUGUUUGUGGUGGGGUUUCAGAAGAUCCUGACUCUAACCUACGUCGACAAGUUGAUAGACGACGUUCAUAAGGAGUUCAGGGACAAGUAUCGCAAUGAGUUCCAGCAGAAGGGCACCCUGGGCCUCCUAAACGGCACCUUUGAUUUUAAGGAUGACUUCAUGCGCCUCCUCCGGGAUGCAGAGGAGAGCAGUAAAGUCCGAGCUCCCAUGGUAAUGAAGACGUUUGAGCAGUCUCUGAAAUCCCAGAAGACUGUCAAGUGUAUGAUAGAAACCCGGGGGGAGAAACCAAAGGAGAAAAUCAAGAACAAGAAGAACAAAGGUUCCAAAAAAGAGGGGAAUGAAGCUGUCGCAGCAGCAUCCGCGGGUGACAAGCAGCCCUCCGCAGACGGGGACAGGGAGGAGCUGACCAAGGAUGAAAUUCUGCAAAAGAACCGGGAGGAAUUCUUCAAGAGACACAUGAAAGCAGGGGAGAAGUCCAGCAAAUCUCCAAAGCCGGAGGCACAGAAGGAGAAGGGGAAGAAGCCCCGAGUGUGGGAUCUGGGGAACUCUAAUGCCAAAGUACUCGAUUACAGUAACUCUGCUACCAACGGAAGCACAGAGGCUGUUCCCGUGGAGGAAUUCGACCCCAGUACAGCCCUGGGGGAUCGAAAUCGGGAGCCUGGCCGCCUCUACGACCUUGAGUACGAGAGCGACAAUGAAGCCGAAGAGGAGAAGGUUAUUCAGAACCCUUCCAAACCCAGCGCGAAGAAGGGCGGCCUGGGGGGCAUGUUUGGCAUGCUGAAAGGCCUGGUGGGCUCCAAGAGCUUGACGAGGGAGGACAUGGACCCUGUACUGGAGAAGAUGAAGGAUCACCUGAUCGCAAAAAACGUGGCAGCUGAGAUUGCGGUGCAGCUCUGUGAGUCCGUGGCUAAGAAACUGGAAGGGAAGGUGAUGGGAACGUUCACCACGGUGACCUCGACGGUGAAGCAGGCUUUGCAGGAGGCUCUCGUGCAGAUUCUGCAGCCCCAGCGCCGUGUGGACGUCCUCCGUGACGUCAUGGAUGCCCAGCGCCAUCGCCGACCCUACGUGGUCACUUUCUGUGGCGUCAACGGCGUUGGCAAGUCCACCAACCUGGCCAAGAUCUCCUUCUGGCUCAUCGAGAACGGCUUCAGCGUCCUCAUCGCCGCGUGCGACACCUUCCGGGCGGGAGCGGUGGAGCAGCUCCGCACCCACACCCGUCGCCUCAACGCCCUGCACCCUCCGGAAAGGCACGGUGGGCGGACCAUGGUGCAGCUCUAUGAGAAGGGUUACGGCAAGGACGCCGCCGGGAUUGCCAUGGAGGCCAUCUCUUACGGUGGGUGGGAAACCGAUGGCCGGGAGACGCUGGUGGUGGAUACGGCAGGCCGCAUGCAGGACAACGCUCCCUUGAUGACGGCGUUGGCCAAACUCAUCGCCGUCAACGCUCCCGACCUGGUCCUGUUUGUUGGGGAAGCGCUGGUGGGAAACGAGGCUGUGGAUCAGCUGGUCAAGUUCAACAAGGCUCUGGCUGAUCACUCCAUGGCUCAGACACCGCGGCUCAUCGAUGGGAUUGUCCUCACCAAGUUUGACACCAUUGACGACAAGGUCGGCGCCGCCAUCUCCAUGACCUACAUCACGAGCAAGCCCAUCGUUUUCAUCGGUACCGGACAAACCUACUGUGAUCUGCGAAGCCUUAAUGCCAAGGCCGUCGUCGCAGCGCUCAUGAAGGCCUAA
This is a messenger RNA of Eurypyga helias (sunbittern), 1806 nucleotides long. RefSeq names its product signal recognition particle receptor (docking protein) (gene SRPRA). Gene Ontology annotation, biological process: SRP-dependent cotranslational protein targeting to membrane. Gene Ontology annotation, molecular function: GTP binding; ATP hydrolysis activity; GTPase activity. Gene Ontology annotation, cellular component: signal recognition particle receptor complex; endoplasmic reticulum membrane. The annotation marks the transcript as partial. The transcript has 13 exons. The record is from RefSeq and is a predicted model, not a curated record. Lineage: Eukaryota; Metazoa; Chordata; Aves; Eurypygiformes; Eurypygidae.